UUUGUCCUGUUAUUUUCUUCUUGCUGUCGCCAGCAGUUGCCGGUAGUUUGAGGGAUAUGGAUGUGGACUUUACUUUCUCCUCUCGUCGGUCUCCUGUGGUGUGUUUACACGGCUGCGUGGCGUCCAGUCAGCCGCUAGCCUCCAACAUAGGACUCGACAUCCUGAAGCGUGGUGGUAAUGCGGCAGAUGCUGCGGUUGCCAUAGCAGCAGCGCUGGCGGUAACAGAACCGUGCAGCACCGGUCCUGGUGGAGACGCCUUCUGUUUGUUCUACAACGGAAACACUGGAGAGAUCAGGGGAAUUAACGGCAGCGGUCGUUCAGCCAGAGCUCAGACCCUGGACUUUCUGGAAGGUCGUGGGUAUGCCGCAGAGGCCCCUCCUUCACCUUCUGAUGCCUUGAAUGUCACAGUACCAGGGGCCCCUGCAUGCUGGUGUGAUGCUGUACAGCUGUUUGGUAGUCACAAGCUGUCCUUGCAGGAGGUGCUGAGCGGGGCCACCGAACUUGCAGAGGUGGGGUUUCCUGUUGCCCAGGUAACGGCUCACCACUGGGCGAAAUGGGUGGCUGCUCUGAGAGAUGCUGGGAAGGAACUGGGUGGAGAACUGCUGAUUGAUGGUCAUGCGCCCAAAUGUGGACAAGUAUUCAGAAAUCCUACCCUGGCCCAGACCCUGAAGGAGCUCGGUGAGCGCGGCAAACCAGCUUUCUAUCAGGGCAGAGUGGCCCGAGCAAUCGUCGACAUCAUCAACCAAAACGGAGGAGUCAUGACCCUGGAUGACCUCAGCAGCCAUGACAGUGAGGUCAUCACCCCCAUAAGCACAGAGUACAAGGGUGUGCGUCUGUGGGAGCCGCCUCCUAACAGUCAGGGAUUGGCUGCCCUGCUGCUUCUCAACAUCCUGGAGAACUUCCCUCUCAAAGCUGCAGGCCAUAACAGCUCAGACUACAUCCAUGUACUAGUGGAGGCUGUGCGCUUGGCCCAAACAGAUGCUCUGCAUUACCUUGGUGACCCAGACCAUGUGACCAUCCCACUGGAAACCUUAUUGGACAAGAGCUACGGCCACCAGCAAGCGCAGCGCAUCAGCGCAGACAGGGUCAUGGAAAAAGUGGAGCCUUGCCAAAUGACAGGAAGUGACACAGUCUAUUUCUGUGUGAUAGACAGUGACGGCAAUGCCUGUUCAUUUGUCAAUAGCACCUACAUGGGAUUUGGAAGUGGGCUGGUCCCUAAGGAUUGUGGAUUCUCACUACAGAAUCGUGGUGCCUGCUUUUCUCUGUGCCGUAACCAAGCUAACUGUAUUGCUGGAGGGAAGCGGCCAUAUCACACUAUAAUACCUGCACUUCUCACUGACUCUGCAACCAAAUCACAAAAACCUCAACUCCUCGCUGCACUGGGUGUGAUGGGGGCUUUUAUGCAACCGCAAGGACAUGUCCAGGUGUUGCUGAACAUGUUGGAGUUUGGGAUGAAUCCUCAACAAGCUCUGGACGCACCAAGAGUCUAUGUACAUUUUGACCGCAAAACUGAUCAGUGGAUGGUAAAUCUGGAGGAAGGGGUCGACCAGGAGGUAGCUGAAGAGAUGAGAAAACGAGGCCACAAAGUCAACUGGCCAAUCACAGGGCAUCAGAGGGCUCAGUUUGGGCGAGGACAGAUCAUCACAGUGGGGGAUUGGUGGAACCCAUCGGCCAGUCAAACUGAUCAUUCACCCAAGGUGCUGUGGGCGGGAUCAGACCCCAGAGCGGAUGGAUGUGCUCAGGGAUACUAGACUUGCAGUAUGUGACUUCCUCUCCUCUUCCUUGUAUAUUUAAAAUUCACCACCAAUUAAGCAACGCUGUCUGAAGGCAAAUUCCUACAGAUGGAAUGUAGAGCAGAAGUGUUAUAAACUUUUGGUGGUGACAUUAAUUACAGUAGAUGCUAACCUUUUUACUUUGGCUUCAUUAAUAAGUGUAAUGACUUUAUUGCCCUCUAAGAACUUGAGAACAACUCAGGUGUAUGACACACCUAUAGCCCAGCAUCAUAUUAUAACACAUUGCAUAUAAUUUGUGAGAUACAAUUAAGUUUGAGUUUAAACUGUUCACCAUAUUUCAUAGUUUGUGAUGGAAUCAUUGACACCACAGUCCUAAUAUCAUAGCAUUUUCUCUUGAGUUUAAUCUAUAUUUUUAAGCCAAUGCACCAUUUUGUUUGCUCUUAAAUAUAGAGCAACAAACUGGAAAUGAACUCUUUGUGUAACAUUGCAUUUAAAACCACAGAUGCCAUUCCUUAACUCUAUAUUUAGUUAAGAUAAUUAUCUGUUUCAGUGCCUUUAAUUAGUUGCUGCUUGUCUAGAAAUGACAGCAAUAUAGUAACAUAAAUAUAUACACAUAAAACCUUCCUUCCUCAGUGAGUGAUAGUUGCAUCUUUGCUCUGGGGACAUUUUUCAAAACAAAUUGAGCUUAGUUAAUGUAUCAAUGUCAUGUGAAUCAAAUCAGUAUCACAGUAUAUCUCCAUUCAAAUUGCUUUUGUAUUAUUCACAAGAAUUUAAAGUAUUUUUUUUCUGUUUUUGGAAACAAACUGAUUUAAAUCUGUCUUCACUUAAAAUGGUCUGUCAAAUAUGCUAGAAAUACUCAUGGAUUUUUACUUUUAUUUUUUUAUUUUUUCACAAAUAAAUAAAUCUGAUUUAUUUUCAAA
This is a messenger RNA of Plectropomus leopardus (leopard coralgrouper), 2653 nucleotides long. RefSeq lists its product as uncharacterized. The record is from RefSeq and is a predicted model, not a curated record. NCBI's taxonomy places the organism in Eukaryota, Metazoa, Chordata, Actinopteri, Perciformes, Serranidae.